AGUUCCGUUACAGCAACAUGUUAUCACGGGCACCUUUCAUGGUGCCCAAUCUGAAUUGCCCUUUUUUAAUUUUUCAAAAGUUUUUAAUUAAAAAUAUAGAGCAUAAAAUCACUAUAUUCUAAAGUGUCAGUAUUCUUAAGCUUUAAGGGGACAACUAUUCUCAGAAGAUAAAUACUAAACAUGUGUCCACCCGUAUAUAUUACUUGCAUCUACGAUAGUCUAUAUUUAUAUAAAAUAUGUGUAGUUCAUGGUAGAAUACAGCAGUUAAUAUUUAAGAUAAGAUUCUGAGGCAAAAGACGAGAAUUGGAAUCUCUCUGAAACUGUUUGAUUUCUAAAAGCCUUUUUCUAGUCAACACAGCAAAUAUACAUGAAUAAAAAUAUUUGAAAGAUACAUCAUAAUCCAAUCAGGUAAAAAGCGGGCACAGUCUGAACCAAAUAGCGAAACGUGAAGCUUUUGCUGUUUCAAUUGCUUUCGUCUGACUAGAAAGCGCAACGCGUGCGCAGUAGGCAAAAUAGCUUUUUUUUUCGUCUUCCGCCCGUUCUUCCCUUCCACUUCCGAAAGGUCCUUUAAAGGACCAGCAAAUCUUUAAAGAAACGAAUUAAAAAUGGAGACUAAAAUCAAUUGUCCCAUGAGAAUGUGAGAUGAUUAAAUCGGGGGACUCUUGCGACUCACUGAAAGGCUGGGUUUCAAAUUCAAGGCAAAGCAAUUGAGCUCAGCCUGCUGCAAUUCGGUUCCGAGGGGCAAGCACGUAAUGGAGUUGCCGGAGCCUGCAGUCGGAAAAGUCGGUGACUUAGAGGAAGCAGGGGAGACUGGACUCUGCCGGCGAUCACCGCCAGUAUCGGUAGCAGCGGUACUACCUGCCGGAGGAAGCGGUGAAAGGUUGGGUGGCAGCACUCCGAAGCAAUUUUGUCUCAUGCUGGGGAGGCCGCUCAUUAGCUAUACCGUGCAGGCAAUAGAAAGAAUCAACUGGAUUUCUGAUGUUGUUGUUGUGGUCUCUUCAGAAAAUAUUGAAAUAAUGAAAUCUAUUAUUAGAAAAUAUGGCCACGAACGGACAACGGUAGUAGAAGGUGGACUAACCCGUCAUAGAUCUAUUUUCAAUGGAUUGAAAGUAUUUGUAAAAGGCAACACAUUCUGUGCUCCAUUCCACAAACCAGAAAUAAUAGUAAUCCAUGAUGCUGUCCGACCAUUUGUUGAAGAGGAUAUUCUUUUUAAAGUGGUUAUGGCUGCCAAAGAGCAUGGGGCAGCAGGAGCAAUCCGUCCUCUUGUUUCCACAGUUAUUGCUUCCACCACAGAUGGAUGUUUAGACCAUUCACUAGAUCGUGCCAAAUACAGAGCAAGUGAAAUGCCUCAGGCUUUCUUAUUUGAUAAAAUUCAUCAAGCAUACCUUCAGUGUAGUGACUAUGAUCUGGAUUAUGGAACAGAAUGUUUGCAUCUAGCUCUAAAAUAUAGCAAAAUAAAUGCUAAGCUUAUUGAAGGAUCUCCUGACCUAUGGAAGGUAACUUACAAGUGGGAUCUUUUUGCAGCUGAUUGUUUAAUCAAAGAUACUAUAUCACAGGAAGUUUGCAUUAUUACUGACAUAAAGGAAGAUGCUGUGCAAGUGGGAUUUCUCCUUAAUGAAAAAAUGAAGAAUCAUGUAAAACAUGUUCAAAAUGAAGCAAUCACCCUUCAUAAAAAUGAUAACUUACAAAAUAUUUUGUUAAGACAGUGCUACAACUUUAUUUAUAUAAAUAAUAAACAGCAUGGCUUGGAGGAAAUCUCACUGCUGGUAGACAAAAUUGAAAACACGUGUGCUUUGGUUUUGUACCCUGUAGUUCUCAUUUUGGUAAACAUGGGCACUUUAGAAAAUACAUCUUUUAAUACUGGAAUUGAAAGCUUAACUAUACUUGCAAAGGAAGUGAAAAAGAAAAAUAUCUUACUUUAUGGUCUCUUUAUACAGUAUAAAAAGGAAAGUCUAAAACUUCAAGAGACCAUGGAUUCAGCAGCUGCACUUAUUACUAUAUUAAUAAGAGAACGAAAUCCUGCAUUUGUUGGUCAGCUUCUAGUAGCAUGAAAAAUAAUAUUUUCAGUUAUUUGUGUUUGAAAGUACAGAUUUUUUUAACAAUUAAAAACUAGUGUUUGUCACUAAUAUAUUUAGCAUGAAAUAAAAAUAUUUUAAUAAAUAUAUUUAUAAUAAAUACAGAAGAUUCAGUUGCACGUUGUCUCAAGUGCCUUGAGCUGCGAGGAGUAUUAUGAAGUGGGCUAAAUAAAAUACUUUUAACAAGAUGUAAGUGAAGAGUAUUUUUGAAAUAUUCUGGUUUUAAGUCUGGUUCUAAAUCUGGUUCUGUUGAACUCUAAAUUUAGGAAGCUGUCAGAAGUUAUUUAUUAAAAUGCAUAUAGCUGUUAUUUUAUAGAAAUACUGUAUAGUCAUAUGCUCACAGUUUUGCUGUUUUUGUAAAUAAGCAAAAUAGAAAGGUCCAUAUAAGUGUCGUUACAACCUUUGUUUUGCUUUAUGUAGCCUCUACAGUUGAUAUCAUCUAACAUAUAAUGGAGAUAGAUCAGCUUGCCAAAACUGAUUUACCUCAGAUGACCUGGAUUUCAGCUUCCGUAAUGUUUAAACAUCAUUGAGAAUUUUAGAAAUUGGGGAAGACUAAAUUGUAUUUUGUGAACACAGUAGUAAGAUCUGUUGUAUGGGCAAAAUAAAACAAAGUACUACAAAUUACACUUAUGAAACAGGUUACACUAUAGAAUAAUACUUACAUGAUAGGAUUAAACACAAUUCCAUCAUCACCAAAUGAAAUUCUAGAAUAUAGUACUGUAGUAGUAGUAGUAGUAUUGCCACUACUAGAGUUUUCUUCGUUUCAUGAGCAUCCUGAUCUUCUAUAUUAAAAUGAAUCAGAAAUCCUCACAUAGAAAACUCUCUGUAAAUCUCCUGAGCUGGAAAUAAAAGCCUAAUUCAAGUGACUGUUAAGAAGGCUCACAUAUUUCACUUCAACAUUUUCUGUUUUAUUUUGGCCUAGCAAGUUGUAUCAGUCCAGCUGUUAGGGUUUGUUGAUCAUGAUUGUGGGCUUGACAUUGCACAUGAAUGCAUCUUCUGUAACUAAUGGAACCAGAACCUUGCAUUUUCAUAUUUUAGAGCAGCUAACUUGUAUCUGUCCUGGAAUGUAAGAAAGACCUCAGGAGAUAGGAUGAAAAAAUGCUGCCUAGGAAAUGGUAAAAUAAACUGCAUAGCCAAUAGCUGCAUAAUGGGCAGAGAAAGAGAAGAGUCUCUAUAUCUUUUUUACAGGCAGUUAAGGAGACAGUGGGAUAUUUAUACUUUUAAAGUUGCAACAUUCUGUUAAUGUAACCUUACAAUAUAGUAGAAUCAAUUCAUAUGAGUAUUUUUCCUGUCUGAUUUACCCGGAAGGCUGACAUUAUCUUAGGUCAUCUCCUUUUUAUGCAGAGACUACUUUAUUUUUAUCCAGCCUUUAUUUUGGAACAAGUUGAGGGAAUAUAUAUUAUUCCCCACAACAAUUCUGUAAAGUGGGUAGGACUGAGAGGGUGAUUGGCCCAAAGUUAUCCAGCCUGACUUUCAUGUCUGAAGGAAAACUAUAUGGUUUUUAUGUCAACAUCUUGACUACUGUACUACUUGUGUUCAGCAAUAAAUGCUAAACAUUUAAUUGCAUAUUUAUAAUUCUAUAAUAUUAGUAGUAAGGAUUGAAAGAGCUUAAAUGUUUUUUUUAAAUGCUAAUACAUUGUUUAUUUUCUACAUGUUAUUUGUGGAAAACAUUAUUUUAAUACUAAUAAUAAGCUACUAUUUAAAUUAAGAUGUUCUCUUAAGAAAUCAUAUAAUGCCCACUUUAUUGUCCUUAUUAUUCAUAUGGAAUAAUUUGUAACCUAAUACCCUUAUGUAUGCAUGAACAUACUCCAAUUGCAUUUAUGAUCCUCAACUGCAUGAUUUCAUGUAAUAUAUGUAAAAAUACUAAAUAAGUUUGGCUGAUAUUAGAUGAGCAUUAAGCAAUUUUAUACUUUAUUGUGGAUAUUCAUGCACAUAGUCUUUGAGAUUGAGUAGAUCAUUAAUCAUCUCUUACGUUAUUUCAUACAUACUUGAGGUAAAUAAAAAUGCUUAUAAACUGACACCUUGAAUAUCCCCUUAGGUGCUGUUUGCUUCAUGAAGUUAAAAUUUACCAUUUAUGAUAGAGUUAAUAGAUCAAUUAGAGUAGUUUGGUGCAGAAAUUCUAUUUUCAAGUAAUUCUUCUGAAAAUGUUAUAGCUUCCUUCUGAAUAGUGCAAUAGGAAUGUAAUCAAUACUAAGAAGGUCAUGCAAAUUGUUAAAAGCAAAUAAAUAAUAUGGUGAAUGUUCAAUAAUUCUGUGAGUUCUUCCUAGGAAAGUGUACAAUUUUGUAUUUUCCUAUGAGUCAAGCAUUCAUAGGAUGUCAAUUGGAAAGACAAGACUGUGAUCAAACUUUUCAAGGAAAGGGAAAGAAAAAUAAAAA
Messenger RNA from Crotalus tigris (Tiger rattlesnake), 4451 nucleotides. It is a transcript of the gene CRPPA, whose product is annotated as CDP-L-ribitol pyrophosphorylase A. The record is from RefSeq and is a predicted model, not a curated record. Gene Ontology annotation, molecular function: D-ribitol-5-phosphate cytidylyltransferase activity. The transcript is spliced from 10 exons. The coding region runs from base 753 to 2051 and encodes 432 amino acids. Gene Ontology annotation, cellular component: cytosol. Lineage: Eukaryota; Metazoa; Chordata; Lepidosauria; Squamata; Viperidae. Gene Ontology annotation, biological process: protein O-linked glycosylation via mannose; isoprenoid biosynthetic process.